AUGGAGACCGUCAUGCUGGAGUCGAAGGAUCCGGGUGUGCAGGAGAGGAAUCCUUCGCCCGAUGGAGCAGACAGUCAGGUCCGGUCAGUACCUCGCAGGAAGUACGAUCCCAGCAACGGUCAGCAACCCGACCCUCGCACGUGAGGUCUGUACGUUGUGUUGUUGAUGCAUCUCUCCAACAGAUCGACGCGAUAUGCGCAGACUGGGAAAGAGACAAGAACUGAAGGCAAGCACCUCCCCGUCCCGUCCCGUCAGCCUAUAGCCAGCCACAUGAUAUGAGAGACUCUUCGCAUCCUGACGAGAGAGACGACAGCGUCGAUUCCGUUUCUCCUCCAUUGUUGCUUUCGUCGUCGUCCUCGGCCUGACAUGGGAGUUCUCCCUCACGACGCUCAUCUUCAAUCUCGCCAAUGGGGGCACUGCAGGCGCCAUCUGGCUCACGCUGGCCGUCUGCUUCGGCAUGUUCUUCGUCAUGAUCUCCAUGGCCGAGCUCGCUUCCAUGGCCCCAACAUCGGGAGGGCAGUAUCAUUGGGUGUCCGAAUUCGCACCCGCGCAUCUCCAGCGGCCCUUGAGCUAUGCCGUGGGCUGGUUGUGCGCUCUGGGCUGGCAGGCAGCCAUGCCAACCGUCGCGUACAUUGGAGCGCAGCAGGUCCUCGCACUCAUUGCCAUCUGCGACACCAGCUAUGUGAUUCAAGGAUGUAAGCCUCCUCUACUCUGCUGUACCCUCGUAGUCGUCUACUCUCGUAGUGGUCAUUCGCCUCGUCUAAUUAUCCUGCUCAGGGCACGGUGCAUUGAUGACCAUGGCAUUCGUCCUGGCUGCCAUCUCCUUCAACACCUUCGCCAUCGGACAACUCCCCAUCCUCGAAGGCCUGGCAGUGCUGCUUCACAUCUUCGGCUUCCUCGCCUUCAUUGUCAUCAUGUGGGUCAUGGGGCCUCGCGCCGACGCACGCCUCACCUUCACCCAGUUCCAAGAUGCGAAUGGAUGGGGUAGUCUCGGUCUGGCAACACUGAUCGGAAUGGUUGGACCGACCACGACCUAUCUCGGUGCGGACUCGGCUGUCCAUCUGGCCGAGGAAUUGGAAGACGCUGGCUAUAUCCUUCCGCGUGCCAUGUUUUCCGCCGCCCUCAUCAACUACACGCUGGGAUUCGUCACCACCGUCACCUUCUUCUUCAACGUGGGCAACGUCGAAGAGAUCCUCGAAUCGUCCACGGGACAACCUUGGGUUGCUGUCAUGUACAGAAUCACGGGAUCGAAAGCAGGAACCAUCGUACUUAUCCUUGUCAUGAUAGUGAUGGUAAGAAAUCUCAAUCGAGAUUGCAAAGCCCGAAUUCUGACGGGAAAUCACAGUACUUCUUCUGCGCAGUCAAUCAAGUCACGACGAGCUCUCGGCAGGUAUUCGCGUUCGCUCGCGACAAAGGAUGUGAGUGCCGUAUGCCCGCCCGCCAAUAGUCUACUUCAGCUGACGCCAGCAGUGCCUUUCCACCAAUUCCUCUCAAAAGUUCGUCCAGGCAGCGGUGUACCAGCCAACGCAGUCUACGUGACUCUACUCUUCACCUGCCUCAUCGCCCUCAUCAUCAUUGGGUCAACAACCGCAUUCAACAUCAUCCUCUCCGUCUCGGCCACCGGUCUCUUCACCAGCUACCUAACGGUCAUGGGCACCGUCCUCGCAAAACGCUUCCGCGGCGAACCAUUCCCUCCAUCACAAUUCAAUCUAGGGAAAUUCGGAGCCGUGGCGAAUGUGCUUGCGAUCUGCUUCUUACUCGUCGCAUACCUCUUCCUGUUCUUCCCAGCUGUACCGAAUCCCGAUCCCGCGUCCAUGAACUGGGCGAUCCUGGUCUACGGAGUUGUUACCCUAUUUGCCUCUACGUAUUACAUGCUCAAAGGGCGACAUGAGUACGAUGGCCCCGUGGAAUACGUGCGGAAAGAUAUGUAG
This is a messenger RNA of Lecanosticta acicola, 1931 nucleotides long. NCBI's taxonomy places the organism in Eukaryota, Fungi, Ascomycota, Dothideomycetes, Mycosphaerellales, Mycosphaerellaceae. The record is from the annotation of a GenBank genome assembly.